Messenger RNA from Penaeus monodon (black tiger shrimp), 3968 nucleotides. Its product is annotated as ubiquitin-protein ligase E3C-like. Bases 17 to 3349 code for a protein of 1110 amino acids. The transcript has 20 exons. NCBI's taxonomy places the organism in Eukaryota, Metazoa, Arthropoda, Malacostraca, Decapoda, Penaeidae. Gene Ontology annotation, molecular function: protein binding; ubiquitin protein ligase activity. Gene Ontology annotation, biological process: ubiquitin-dependent protein catabolic process; protein polyubiquitination. The record is from RefSeq and is a predicted model, not a curated record.
AAUAAAUGCAUGGGAAAUGUCCCCACGCACGCAAAGACUACCUUCAAUGUUGACAUUUCAGGAUGAAAACAAUCAGCUGAAGAAGGAAAUUGUGUCAUGUCAUAUUGCUCCCUUAUUUAACGCCUUCAGAAACAUGUGGAGUUUUGAAGGAGACUACCGUCGUAAGCCACAACAGAGGCUCGGGGGAGCCAGUCGGGCCAGGAACAUAGAGCGGUCGGACCUUUUGAGCCAGUUGAAGUCUGACAGAGAGGAACGUGAGAGACAACGGAGGAGAGAAGCAGCAACGCUCACAAUCCAGUCAUGGACACGGGGGAUGCUGAGCCGAAGGAAGACCAAGCAGGAGUUGCGACAGCAGUGUGACAGUGUUCUAGCCCAAGCCAAGUCUCAGGGAAUUACUGAACCUGCAGCCAGAAAAUUGAUAGCUUUACUGAUUAGAAUAUAUAAUGCAAAGGAAGACAGUGAGAGACUGCUCCAGACCUGCCAGUUGGUGGUGGUGGAACAUCAGCGUCUGUCAGGGUGGGUUUGCGCUUCCUUCCAUCAGUGGAUGUACCUUCUGCCCAGACUUGCAAACAUGGCGUUGGUUUCCGUCACAAGCUCACAUGAUGGACAGUCUGCCAUGCCACAUGCUUCUCCAUUAAGACUCCUGCAAAUACUAAUGUCUCCUGACAGUUGGAAGACAAAGCUAUCAGAAAGCAACAAGCAGAUCUUCCUACUAUCACUUUAUUCAUAUUUAAUUAGCAAAGAUUAUUAUCACCAAGUGGUCCACUUGAUGGUGACGCGUGUCCCUGAUAUUUACGAGCCCUCACCCGUAGCCCCCACAGCCCUUGCAGAUGCACUCCUGCAGCUGCUUUUGUCUCCAGUGUCCUUUGCUUUAUCACUAGAUGAAUCAACAUUAUUGUCUUCUGUGAUAGACGAACUGUGCCAGGAAAUCUUUGGCAAAGCCUCCCACACCCAGAUUUCCAACUAUGUCAUUCCAUGUCUGGCCUUAAGAGAGAACUUCAAGCUGCCUGUAGACAAGAUUGUAGCCGUCUUGGGCAGUCGAUCAUCCAAGUUCCUUAAGGCUUGUCCAGCUCCACCUUUGCUCUAUUCACUACUCAUGCUCGUUCGGUCGAAUGCUGAUUUCUCAGAUUCACACGCAUUGUGCGAUUACCUUCAAGCCAUAAGCGAUUUAUUAGGGGGAACAACGACCUAUCUCCUCAGCGAAGUGAAUGAUGUUGACUCUGACUCAGAUGAUGAUGACACGAUGGAUUCAACAGAAGCCAUAGAUCCAGUAUUACGCAAGCUUGCAGAGGAGUGUGUGGCCAUAGUCAACAGCACAGAACAUGUUGGAUGGCUAUUGAGUCAUGUGGAACGGCAAGUCUCUCCAGAGGUGCUGCUCCACUUCUCAAGGCUAACCCAUCAUCUUCUGACGGCACCAUCACUGCAGCUUCACCAGUGCAGAUUGUUGUAUAGUGUGGUCGCCCGGCGUCAACUUUUGAGGUCCAUGUGGGUGGUUCUCUCUGGCCUUCAGCAGGGAGCACCCCUGCCUGGAAAUGCAAACACUACCACAUGGACAUUUGGUGUUCGAGGAGCUCCCUUGUUGCAAGUGUUGGCACGAGGUACCCCCUUGGCUGCACAUGAACGUGAUACCCUUAUCCCACUGCUUUCCACAUUCUGUGCCACUCUGACUGCGGUUCUGUCCACUCUCCAUGAUUCUGAGUUUCUUGGCGACCAAGACGAAACAGGUGAGCAGCGAUUUCCCAAAACAACAGAUAACCACUUCCCCUUCACUGUGGAGGAGCUUAUUAAGAUGUCAGCAAGCCUCAGGGAUGUGUGUGUUGGGCUGGUGGAACUUGCCCAUCCGGACGUGAGAAUGUCUGCUAUGACAGACACGUCUUACAAAACCAUGUGGGCACAUUGCUUUAAGGUGUGUGUGGGAGUGGUCCGUCAAAUACACUUAAGAGAUACCAGACGUAUGUUCUGUCCGAAAGGACAUUGGCUGAGUACCCGUGUGUCACUACCUCUUGGGAAUUGCCAGACAGUAUCCUUUGUACCACGCACAAGUCGAAGGCAAAGGAGAUUGUUCAUGCCCCAGAGGUGGCUCACUAGAGAUGAAUUAGAGACUGAAGGCCCACCGCUCUCAAUAACAGAGCAGCGCAGGGCAACCAUCCUCCAGGAACUCCCAUUUGUGAUUCCCUUUGAGUCUCGAACACAGGUCUUCAGCAACCUAGUAGCUGAUAAUAGGAGCAGGAGCCAAAUGAGGGCAGAUUUCAAUGAAGGGCCUAUGAUUAAUGUGACCAUUAGAAGAACACAUAUCUAUGAAGAUGCCUUUGAAAAGUUAUCACCAAGCAAUGAGCCAGAUUUGCACCUACGAAUGAGAGUCCGACUCAUGAACGCUGUUGGUUUGGACGAGGUGGGCAUUGAUGGUGGUGGCAUCUUUCGAGAGUUUUUAUCAGAACUCCUGAAGACGGCCUUUGACCCGACUCGAGGAUUUUUCCUUUUAACACGAGAAAAUACUCUCUACCCCAAUCCAGGAUCACAUCUCAUAGCUGAAGAUUAUCAGACUCAUUAUUACUUCAUUGGUAGGAUGUUAGGAAAGGCUCUUUACGAGAAUCUCUUAGUUGAAGUUCCACUAGCAGGAUUCUUUGUGUCUAAAAUUUUGGGGAGAUCCUCAUCCUCAGUAGAAUUCCAUCACCUGGACUCCCUCGACCCAGAACUCUGUCGAAACCUCUUGUACCUGAAGACUUAUGAAGGGGAUGUCCAGGACCUUGGGCUGGAUUUCACGGUUCUCAACUCUGAUCUAGGACAAAAUACGAUUGAAGAACUAAUUCCAAAUGGAUCAAAUGUGGCAGUGACUAAUGAAAACAGAAUUGAAUACAUAUACCGGAUGGCAGACUACAAACUCAACAAGCAAAUAGCAAAACAAAUACAAGCAUUCAAGAAAGGUUUGGCUGAUGUUGUACCCCUUGAGUGGCUACAGAUGUUUGAUUGGAGGGAACUUCAGAUGUUAAUAUCAGGUGCAUCAGUUCCCAUCGACCUAGAGGACUUAAUGGACAAUACUAGAUAUGGAGGUGUAUAUAAUACUGAGCAUCCAACAAUAGUAGCAUUCUGGCAAGUUUUGCGAGGAUUCAACGAAGCACAGAAGCGACAAUUGCUCAAGUUUGUUACAAGCUGUUCACGUCCUCCACUUCUAGGAUUUAAGGAAUUGCAGCCUGCCUUCUGCAUUCAGCCAUCGGGUUCAGAAGACCGCCUUCCAACUGCAUCCACAUGUAUGAAUCUUCUGAAACUGCCGGAGUAUAGGGACCAGCAGACCUUACGAGAAAAGCUUCUCUACGCCAUAACAUCUGGAGCAGGAUUUGAAUUGUCCUAGUUAAAACUAUUUAAUUAUUCAGUGAGAUGGAUGUGAUGCGUGUUUGUCCUGCGCAUAUGUAUAUUUUUGGACUUAAACACCUGCUACUGCUGCUGCUGGUAAAUGGCAUAUAUUAUGAUCAUAUACAAAUGUUUCCAUUUGACUGCAAGACAUACAUAUUUAUUUCAUAAAAGUAUUUUUAAAAUUGCAACAUAUGUUACUUAUUUCUUUUCUGUGAGUCCUUGUACUCAAAACAUAUAUUGAUGUGCUAUUUAUUUCAUUAUACUGUUGUAAUAACUGAAAAUUAUUGGAAAAACAGGCCCUUGUUUUGAUCAUUCAAACUGAUUUGGUAUUUCAACAUACUUGUAAAAAACAAUAUGUAUUACUGGAUGAUGUCUUUGGAAAAUUUGAAAGUGGCCUGGCUCCAUUGACAGCCAUUCUGUGCCUCCCUUGAUUAUUAUGACAUAUCGCAUCAUAGUUUGUAAAGGACUGGAAUAUAUCAAUGCUUUAUAUUUUCAAAUAAUUUAUUUGAGGAAUAAACCUAACAAAAGUUCAUAAUAUUUACUAUAAGAGAAAAAUAUUUUAUGUCAGUAUUUAAGUUGUAUGUUUUAUCAUUAUUAUUAUUACAUUUUAUAUUUAU